UGUAGACUCAAGAGGUGUGAACCGGGCAGAAGAAACCGGUGCUGGCUGGGGAAUAGGCUCUUGAACACCGGCGAGAUCCCACUUUGAGGAUUUAUGAGCUGGGUGUGGGGAGCGCACGUGAGGCGGCGGCGCCGGCGGCCGUUGGAACACCAUGGGGGUGAUAGGUGUGCAGCUGGUGGUUACCAUGGUGAUGACUAGCAUCAUACAGAAGAUCAUACCUCACUACUCUCUUGCCCGGUGGCUUCUUUGCAGUGGCAGUUUGCGGUGGUACCUACAUCCCACAGAAGAAGAAUUACGUAUUCUUGCAGGAAAACAACAAAAGGGAAAAAGCAAGAAAGAUAGGAAGUACAAUGGUCACAUUGAAAACAAACCAUUAACCAUUCCUAAAGACAUUAAUCUUCAUCUGGAAACAAAAUCUAUCACAGAAAUAGAUGCAUUGGCCUUGCAUUAUUUUCCUGAGUAUCAGUGGUUGGUGGACUUCACAGUUGCAGCUACAGUAGUGUAUUUGGUAACUGAAGCCUACUAUACCUGGAUGAAGCCUUCUCAAGAAAUGAAUAUCAGCAUAGUCUGGUGUUUGCUUGUUCUCGCUUUUGCAAUCAAAAUAUUGUUCUCAUUAACUACACACUACUUUAAAGUUGAAGAGGGAGGUGAAAGAUCAGUCUGUGUAACUUUUGGUUUCUUUUUCUUUGUCAAAGCAAUGAUAAUUCUAGUUGUAACAGAAAACUACUUGGAAUUUGGACUUGAAUCAGGUUUCUCCAAUUUUUCAGAAAGUGCAGUGCAAUUUUUUGAAAAACAAGGCUUGGAAUCCAAGGGUCCUGUUUCCAAGCUAACCUUCAAACUUUUCCUGGCUGUCCUCUGUUCACUUAUUGGAGCUUUCUUGACAUUCCCUGGUUUGAGGCUGGCUCAGAUGCAUCUCGAUGCUUUGAGUUUAACAACUGAAAAAAUCACUCAAACUCUGCUACAUAUAAACUUCCUGGCACCUCUGCUUAUGGUGUUGUUAUGGGUAAAGCCAAUUACCAAGGAUUAUAUUAUGAACCCGCCGUUGGGAAAAGAAAAUGUGCCUUUAAUGUCAGAAGCUACAUUUGAUACUCUAAGGUUGUGGAUUAUAAUUCUCCUAUGUGCUUUGAGGUUGGCCAUGAUGCGUAGCCACCUCCAAGCCUAUCUGAAUUUAGCACAGAAAUGUGUGGAUCAAAUGAAAAAGGAAGUUGGAAGAAUAAGUACUGUUGAAUUGCAGAAAAUGGUGGCCAGAGUGUUUUACUAUCUGUGUAUAAUUGCUCUGCAGUAUGUGGCACCUCUGGUUAUGCUGCUGCACAUGACCCUUCUGUUGAAAACUUUAGGUAACUAUUCGUGGGGCAUUUAUCCAGAAUUAACUUCAGUUUUACCAACGGAGAACGAUCCACAGAGCAGUUCAGUAAGCUCUGAAUCUUCAUCUGAUGAUAGACAGAUGAAGGUAACAGUAAUACAGCUAACAAUGGCCCUGGCUAGCCUGAAGAACAUUUUCACUCCACUCUUAUUCAGAGGACUCCUUUCAUUUCUCACUUGGUGGAUAGCUGCUUGUCUCUUUUCCACAAGCCUUUUUGGGCUGUUCUACCAUCAAUACUUGACAGUAGCAUGAUUUUAGAAAGCAGCCAUUCAAAGCAAGAAGUCUAUGUUCCCCAACACAGCAGAAGAAUAUUGGAAGAAGUAACGUAAUAAAGUUUUAUUCCUUUAAUACCUCUUCUGUGUUCACAAGCAAUGUAGUGUGUAAUAACAAAAAUCAUGGCUUUGUAACAACAUUACCUAAAAUUGUGGGCUGAAUUAUGGGAGGGCUACUUCGAAAUUUGUUUAAGUAUCUUUUGUUUUCAUGAGUUCCAUCCUGUCCUGGGAGCAUUAUGUAUUCAGUCAUUGAUUGGCUGAUCUUAGUGGUGUUAAAAUAAAAGGGUAAUAUUAAUGAUGACUGCUUAAAGUGAACUUUCAACUGAGCCGUAUAAGGAGUCAGAAACUUGGAUUACUUUUCUUUUGAAAAGCAAACUAAUUCCAUGGGACAAAAGAAAUACUGUAUAUUACAGUACAGGAAACUUGUCUCAAUAGAGUUUGUUGUCAAUAAAAUGCACGGAAUGCAGAAAAAUUGUCCUGCA
Candoia aspera is the source of this 2117-nucleotide messenger RNA. RefSeq names its product transmembrane protein 161B (gene TMEM161B). NCBI's taxonomy places the organism in Eukaryota, Metazoa, Chordata, Lepidosauria, Squamata, Candoiidae. The transcript has 12 exons. The coding region runs from base 152 to 1615 and encodes 487 amino acids. The record is from RefSeq and is a predicted model, not a curated record.